Molecule: messenger RNA, 5601 nt
Organism: Gambusia affinis (western mosquitofish)
Lineage: Eukaryota; Metazoa; Chordata; Actinopteri; Cyprinodontiformes; Poeciliidae
Exons: 5
Coding region: 88-5601 (1837 amino acids)
Source: RefSeq, a predicted model, not a curated record
UGUGACACACGGCGGAAGUAAACAAAAAAAAAAACAUUCUCGUUAACGGAUCACAUGAAAACAUGGUGCAUCUUUAAUUAAACAACAAUGUCUUCAGUUGAGUGUUUGAGGCAGUUCGUUAACGAGCGAUUGACGGCCGCGGCUCAGGAGAUCUUCAGCGUGUUUGAAAAAACUAUUUCCGACUACGAAGAAGAGAUCAACCGUCAGCGCAGGCUGCUCACCAUCGCCUGGAAACCUGAAGUUAAGUUGCACAAAACAGAGCUCCCACAGGAUUUCAUUAAUGUGGACGACAUUCCAACGGCCCUGCAGCUCAAGACAGGACAGAACAGGAAGUCUAUUUCGGAAAAAGAAGACAGAGAGCAGAUUCCAGAGAGCAAUGAAGAAAUCCUCACCAGUCCUGAGGAAGGAGAAGUUGAGCUGAAAGAGGAAGUUGAAACUCUUUUUCCAAGUAUUACCUGUGAUGAGGGUUACAAUGUUGUCUUGUCAAAUCCUGUGGAUGAGGAGUCCACAGACACAGUAUCUGUUAAAGGUGUAACAGAAUGCAAUACUGAUGAUCAGCUUGUCUCUAGAUAUUCUCAAGAUGUGAACAAAGGCCAGAAUGAAGGAAAUCAUAGCGGUUCUGUAAUAACAAGACGCAUGGAGACAAGAUUGCAGAGGAGACAUCACAGAAUCAGUGAACAUAGUCCCAUCACGUUCAAGACUCCUAUUUACACUCACAAGGGGAAAAUAUGCGAGUUUGUGUGUGAAUACUGUGGCAAAGCGUUUCCGUAUAGAUCCAGGCUGAUGCGGCACCAGAUCAUCCACACGGGCGUGAAGCCUUAUUGUUGUCACACCUGUGGUAAACGAUUCAACCAGACAUCGAUCCUGAAGGUCCACCAGCGGAUUCACACGGGCGAGAGGCCGUUCUCCUGUGACAUCUGCGGGAAGCGCUUCAACCAGAAGUCCAUACUGAACGUUCAUAAGAAAAUCCACUCAAUCGAAAGGCCGUAUUCCUGCGAUUUCUGCGGCCGAAGGUUCAAGCAGAAAUCAAAACUGGAAUCUCAUGUCAUAUGGCACUCAGAUAUACCACAGCCGGUUUUCUUUAAGGAGGAAAACUUUCUCUCCGACCAGCAGCUUUUUAACCAUGACCGUCAUUCUGCGUUGGAGUUGGGGUUUCCAAAAGUCAAAGAGGAGCAGGAAGACUUUUGCUUGGCCCACAAGGAGCAGCUUGUGUUGAAGCAGGAGACAGACACUUUCAUGAUCACUGUUCCUCAUGAUGAAGGUCACGAUCACGGUGUGGCCCAAACACUCAAUAGGGACUCAGCAGAGGAAGAGUCUGUCGAGAUCAUAUCAGAUGAUAAAGGUGGGAAACAACUGGAGAAGACUCAUCCAAGAAUCUGUAACGUCUACAGUCCUAUCCUGUUCAAAACUUCAUGCAACUCUUUUGUUGAUAGAAAGUGUGAAUAUAAAUGCAAUACGUGUGGGAAAGUGUUUCAGUUUAAGUCCAGACUGAUAAGACAUUACCGAAUCCACACGGGCGUGAGGCCUUACUGCUGUCACAUCUGCGGCAAGAGGUUCAACCAGAAAUCCAUCCUGCAGGUCCAUCAGCGGAUCCACACGGGCGAGAGGCCUUUUUCUUGUGACAUCUGCGGGAAACGCUUCAACCAGAAAUCCAUACUGAACGUUCACAAGAGGAUCCACACGGGCGAGAGGCCGUAUUCCUGCCAAGUGUGCGGCAAGAGGUUCAACCAAAAGUCCAUACUGGACGGCCACGUCAGGACGCACACUGGCGAGAGGCCGUAUUCCUGCAAGACAUGCGGCAAAAGCUUCAAAAGUCAAUCCAGUCUGCUGGUUCACAUGAAGAUGCAUGCGGACAAGAAGACCUACUCCUGUGAAAUGUGGGAGAGACUUCAUGCAUUUAUGUCCGUUUUGACCAUGUAUCCAGUUCAAAGUAUGCGCAAGUUUGUCUGCGAUCGCCUGACUGCUGCAGCUCAGGAGAUCCUGGGAGCGUUUGAGAAGAGAGUAGAAGAUUAUGAAGCAGAGCUCUCUCGGCAGCGCAGGAUGUUGGACAUGGCGUUUUCCCCAGAGAUAAAGUUGCAGAGGGCAGAGAUGAAGGCUCUCCUACAUCAGCAGCAGCACAGCAAUAAUUACGACGUGUCCAGAUUUUUACCAGAUACUGUGCAGAUUAAAGAUGAGCAUGAGGAAAUAAGCAUCAGCCAAGAAAGACCACAGCCUUUGCAGCAUCCACACCGGCCGCAGCCUUUGCAGCAUCAAGAACGGCAGCAGCCUUUGCAGCAUCAAGAACAGCCGCAACCUUUGCAGCAUCAAGAGCGGCAGCAGCCUUUGCAGCAUCCACACCGGCCGCAGCCUUUGCAGCAUCAAGAACGGCAGCAGCCUUUGCAGCAUCAAGAACAGCCGCAACCUUUGCAGCGUCAAGAGCGGCAGCAGCCUUUGCAGCAUCAAGAGCGGCAGCCGCCUUUGCAGCAUCAAGAACGGCAGCAACCUUUGCAGCAUCAAGACCGGCUGCAGCCUUUGCAGCAACAAGACCGGCCACAGCCUUUGCAGCAUCAAGACCGGCCGCAGCCUUUGCUGCAUCGAGAACGGCCGCAGCCUUUGCAGCAUCGAGACCGGUCACAGCCUUUGCAGAAUCGAGAAUGGCCGCAGCCUUUGCAGCAUCGAGAACGGCCACAGUCUUUGCAGCAUCAAGAACGGCCGCAGCCUUUGCAGCAACAAGAACGGCCGCAGCCUUUGCAGCAACAAGAACGGCCGCAGCCUUUGCAGUAUCAAGAACGGCCGCAGCCUUUGCAACUGCAAGAACGUCCACAGCCUUUGCAGCAACAAGAACGUCCGCAGCCUUUGCAGCAACAAGAAUGUCCGCAGCCUUUGCAGCAACAAGAAUGGCCGCAGCCUUUGCAGCAACAAGAACGGCCGCAGCUUUUGCAACUGCUAGAACGUCCACAGCCUUUGCAGCAACAAGAAUGGCCGCAACCUUUGCAGCAACAAGAACGUCCGCAGCCUUUGCAGCAACAAGAACGUCCGCAGCCUUUGCAGCAACAAGAACGUCCGCAGCCUUUGCAGCAACAAGAACGGCCGCAGCCUUUGCAGCAACAAGAACGUCCGCAGCCUUUGCAACUGCAAGAACGUCUGCAGCCUUUGCAGCAACAAGAACAGCUGCAGCCUUUGCAGCAACAAGAACGUCCACAGCUUUCACAACUGCAAGAAGUCCAGGUCUCCACACUGACUCCAGCUUCUUGUCCGAAUACCAUCAGCGGUCAGUCACAGCCAUUAGGUCCUGAAAAAGAGAGUGGAACAAAUUCAAAUUUUGUGUCUAAGAGCUUAAACAGAGCCGUAGAGUCUGGAUGGAAGGAGGGGACACCGUCAGUGAGUGAGCAACAUCUUUCUCAAACUUCAAGUGGAGCCGAAAUCCAACAUGACAAUAGAGGGGCAUCACCAACCGAACCUGCAGUGCCAACUUCAGCUGAGAGGAGCCUCGUAUUAGCUACAAAUUCGGAGGAAGCAUUUGAUGAUGCAUUUUUAGAUGCAAAUUAUGAAGACAUCUUGAAUGAAAUUGAUGACAACACCUUUGCACUCUCCAGUAUGAGUCCUGAACAAUCAUUAAAUAUGAGCUUUGAUGAUUUAAAUGAAACAUCAACCAGCAUUACAGAACAGACACAGUUGGGGAAAGAUCAUGUUGAAAGCUCAGUGUUGAUAGGCAGCACUGGCCUAACGCAAAACUGUAAUACUGAGUUCACAGCACUAGCUUCAAGCAAUAGGGCCACACCUACAAGUAUGUGUACAGGUUACAAUAACAUCUCAACAGCUGGAAGAAACUGUGAACUAGAAGCAAGUAAGAUUCAAGAUAAAAAUACAAUUUUAACUAGAAGUGUUGCGCCAACUCAACCUGAGGUGAAUCAAGGUUGGAGGCCAGAACCUUCCAUCCUGAUUGUGCUAACACCAGUUGAUGAAUAUCAAAAUGAGACAAGAACCACAACUGCGAUGGCAGAAGAUCAAGGCAAGGGAGUCUUUACUACUAGCAACCUAGAUAAGAGCACAACAUUAACCAAAUCUGCUGAGCUGACACCAAGCGAGAAAAUUCGAGAAGGAGGAGUAACAGCAAUGGAAAAUAUUGAUCAAACAUCACAGAAUGAAAACCGUGAUAUGAGUGCACCGUCAGCCAAAAGUACAGAUCAAACUUCAAGCCAGGAUGAUAUCAAAGAGUCUGUGACAUCGACUGAUGGAACUGAAUACACCUCAAAGAAAAAUCAUAAACAAGAGAGGACGCCUUUGCAUGGAAGUACACAUCCGCCAUCAAAAACAAAGUCAAAAGAUGGGAGAACACCGACUUCAACAAGAUCGCUCAAGAAACCCAGACAAGAAAGCGCAAGAUCAACUACAGGGAAAACUCUCAGUAAAAAGACUGCCACCAGUCAAUGCACAGAUUAUAAUAUAAACCCUCAAGAGGAGGAAGAAACUUCAAACCUAAUUUCAAAUUCUGCACAAAAUGAUGAACAUGGCGGCAACAAAGCAUCUUCUACUGGAGAUAUUGAGUUGACACAGAGUGACCACGGUCAGAAAACAGAAAUAGUCCCAAGUAAAACAUCAAGUGAUAGGAAAAAGGCAUCCCCACAUUCUAAGUCCAAAGAUAAGUCAAGAAAUCAAAACAACGAGGUAACUAAUGUUGGAAAAUCUCUCAAUGAAGAUGCACAAAGCACGGAAACAACAUCGACCAAGAGGCUAAGAGAUGGUCAGGGUUCUGAGUCGCCACAAAAAAGGAUGCAUAGAGACGAAGAUUCCACAUCAACUAGAAUCAAAGAAGUCAAAAAGUAUGACACACGCAGCAAAGAAAGCACAACAUCAAAUCAAGAUCCCGACCCACCUCUGUCCAAUAGUGAUGACAGCGAAUCAAGUGAAGGAGAGGAGAAGGUGGAAAACCCCUACAAGUGCGACAGAUGUGGCAAAGUAAUGUCCAACUUCAAGAACUACAAAUUCCACAUGAAGACUCACACAGUCGCAAAGACCUACAAGUGUGACACUUGUGGGAAAAUGUUUAGAGAGAGCUGGGACCUGAACAAGCAUUUGGUCAUCCACUCUGCAGAGAAGCCUUACAAAUGUGACGUCUGCGGAAACGGUUUCAACCGCCGCUACAACCUGGACCUGCACCUCCGGGUACACACGGGGGAAAAGCCGUACAUUUGCAACACAUGCGAAAAGACAUUCAGCUCGUGCGUCAAUAUGAAGAAGCACAUGAGGAUUCACACGGGGGAAAAGCCCUACACCUGCAAAGAGUGUGGCAAAGAGUUUGCGGACUCUUCCGCCUUCAAAAACCACCUGCGGGUGCACACAGGGGAGAAGCCCUUCAAGUGUUCCUACUGCAAGAAGAAGUUUGCCACCAGGACGACUUUGAAGAGACAUAUCAGGACACACACGGGCGAGAAGCCAUACAAGUGCACGGUUUGUGGUCGAAACUUUGGCCACAGAACUGACCUGAAGGGCCACAUGAGGAUGCACACAGGCGAGAAGCCUUAUAAAUGUACUACUUGUGGCGAGGACUUCUCCACCUGGUCAAAACUUAAUAAACACAAGCGGAUCCACUCGGGUGAAGCACAAGACUCCACUGAAUAA